Molecule: messenger RNA, 396 nt
Organism: Vicia faba (fava bean)
Lineage: Eukaryota; Viridiplantae; Streptophyta; Magnoliopsida; Fabales; Fabaceae
Source: the annotation of a GenBank genome assembly
AUGCAUUCUGCCUCUCUCUUUAUCUUCUCCUUGUUUCUCUCAGCAAUUACUGCUAAAAAAAAUAAAAAACGAAACGUCACCACCACCAACGAAACCAAUCACCGAACUGCACCACCGUUACAAAAUGCCGCAACCGCUAACUUAACGCCGCCGCAAAAUUCUUCACCACAAGCUUACGAAACUCCGACGACGUUGACGGAUACGGAGAUGGAGAUACAGAAAAACGAAAGUAACACUGCAUUGAGUCGUCGAAUCGUCGUUCGCGUUGCCAUUUCUCUCUUGUGUGGUAUAUUCUUUUUCUUUUCAUUAUUUCUUCAACCACUGUUCUUUUUCUUUUUAUUAAUUGCAAGUUUGCAACAAGAAAAUGAAGCUUUUAAUUUUUAUAAAUUAGAAUGA